GCUCCGCGAAGCCUGCGAGUCUUCGCUGCCCCGCGCGGAGCGCGCGUCCCCCGCCUGGCCGGGGACCCCCCGCGCACCCCCGAGACGGCGCGCGCCCAGAGCGCGGGAGCCCGGAGCGCCGGGCGCCUGGGACCCCGCGGAGCCGCUGCCCAGCCCGCGGGGCUCGGCAGGGAUGCAGGCUGCACUGUGAGCCCGGGCGCCAAGGCCAUGUCCGGCGCCCGCUGCCGGACCCUGUACCCGUUCUCCGGGGAGCGGCACGGCCAGGGGCUGCGCUUCGCCGCGGGCGAGCUGAUCACGCUGCUGCAGGUCCCGGACGGCGGCUGGUGGGAAGGCGAGAAGGACGACGGGCUCCGCGGCUGGUUCCCGGCGAGCUACGUGCAGUUGCUGGAGAAGCCUGGAAUGGUCCCCCCUCCUCUCGGAGAGGAAAGCCAGACUGUUGUCCUUCCACCUGGCUGGCAGAGCUACCUGUCUCCUCAGGGCCGCCGUUACUAUGUCAACACGGCCACCAAUGAGACCACCUGGGAACGUCCCAGCACUUCUCCUGGGAUUCCAGCCAGCCCUGGCCCUCACAGGAGCUCUCUGCCUCCAACAGUGAAUGGAUACCACGUGGCAGGGACCCCAGCGCACCCUCCCGAGACUGCCCACAUGAGUGUCCGAAAAUCCACCGGUGAUUCCCAGAACCUGGGAUCCUCAUCACCAAGCAAAAAGCAGAGCAAGGAAAACACCAUCACGAUAAACUGCGUGACGUUUCCACACCCAGACACGAUGCUGGAACAGCAGCUAUUGAAACCCACCGAGUGGAGCUAUUGUGACUAUUUCUGGGCUGAUAAGAAGGACCCCCAAGGCAAUGGCACGGUGGCUGGGUUUGAGCUCCUGCUUCAGAAGCAACUGAAGGGCAAGCAGAUGCAGAAGGAAAUGUCAGAAUUCAUCCGGGAGAGGAUAAAGAUCGAAGAGGAAUACGCAAAAAACCUAGCUAAGCUCUCUCAGAACUCUUUGGCUGCUCAGGAGGAAGGCUCCUUGGGAGAAGCGUGGGCCCAGGUGAAGAAGAGCCUCGCGGAUGAGGCAGAAGUCCAUCUCAAGUUCUCCGCCAAGCUGCACAGCGAGGUGGAGAAGCCCCUGAUGAAUUUCCGAGAAAACUUCAAGAAAGACAUGAAGAAGUGUGACCACCACAUCGCGGACCUCCGCAAGCAGCUGGUCAGCCGCUACGCCGCGGUGGAGAAGGCCCGGAAGGCCCUCACGGAACGGCAGAGAGACCUGGAGAUGAAGACCCAGCAGCUGGAGAUCAAGCUGAGCAACAAGACGGAGGAGGACAUCAAGAAGGCGCGGAGGAAGUCCACACAGGCUGGAGAUGACCUCAUGCGCUGUGUGGACCUCUACAACCAAGCCCAGUCCAAGUGGUUUGAAGAGAUGGUGACCACCACACUGGAGCUGGAGCGGCUGGAGGUAGAGAGGGUGGAGAUGAUCCGGCAGCACCUAUGUCAGUACACACAGCUGCGGCACGAGACAGACAUGUUCAACCAAAGCACAGUCGAGCCUGUGGACCAACUGCUUCGAAAAGUGGACCCAGCCAAAGACAGGGAGCUGUGGGUCAGAGAGCACAAGACGGGCAACAUCCGCCCCGUGGACAUGGAGAUUUAGACGGGCACGCACGGCCCCGGGGGUCCUGCGGAGGCGAGGGGCUGGGGGUCCCAUGGAGAGGAGGUGGCCGCGCCCGCCACGGGGCCCGCUGCCGAGUUCAGCUGCCCUCCCACCCCCUGUCCUGGGCCUGGUCCACUGAGCUGGGGCGAUUCCAGAAGGGCGGCCUUGCUGGGAGCUGCCAGUGUGCCCAGGCCAAGAAGACGGAUCCACAGCCCUAACCCUCGUCUCCGAGGCUGAAGCCCCCCGAAGCCCCCACCCCUGACUCCUGCACCGUGCUUGCAGCUCCAAGGACAAACUGAGGCUGGAGCUUUGUGGUCCCUGCUGAGCACCGGAGGGGUCGCCUCCCCACCCAGAACCACCUGUGUCAUAUACUUACGCCCCUGGAAGCCCCAAGGCCCUCUGUCUAGCUGGCUCCCUGUGUCCCGGGCUUUGGAGGGUCACGGGAGAAAGGUCCCUGUCUCCAGCCACGUAUCAGGAUCAGAAUCGUGGAUCCAAGGCACCGUUCAGCUCGGCAGCCCGCACCCAGAAUUCUUUGCAGCCCACCCUCUUUAUUGUCUUCCCACUGCAUUCUGGGAGCCCGCAUCCUGGCUCUUCUUGGCCCCUUUUCCACCGUCUGGGGUCUUGGGAAUAAGGCCUCCUCUCUACCCAGACUGACCCUGCCUGGAGAGGUCAGGGUGGAACUACCUCAUUCAGCACAUCAGCCCCAAGUCAGAGUGUUGAGUCGCGUUUCAUAUUAGGUCAGGCAUCUUCUGUAAAGUCUCCAGGCUGGAAACCCCAAUCCAUCCAACCCUCAGUUGCUUCCUCAGGGAAGCUGCCUCCGGGCUCCCCCCCGCCCCCCCUUCCCAGACUCUUCGCGGGGCUGGCUCAGUCCCCUGUGGGAGGUGGGUGGGGAUGGGUCUUCGUCCCCACCCCCCACCCCCCGCCCCUGCAGAGGGCUCCACCUGCUAGUGCAUGGUGGGCGUGGGACCCCGUGUGGCUUUCUCUCAGUGGGCACUGCACAGGCAUGGCAGACUCUCAUGGUCACAGCAGGGUGUCCCCUUCCUGGCAGUGUUCUGCCACCCUGGCCUCAGCUCGUCCCGCACAUUCCAGAGCCCUGCAUGGAGCCCCGCUUGGUGUCGGUACCACCUUCCCCUUUCCCCACUUCCCGAUUCCUGGGAAAGCCGGGUCUGAGCAUGACGCGGGAGGCAUUCAGCACACCGCUCAUCAUUCCCUCCCUUUAUAGAAACACAGCAAACCCGUUCUCCACCAUGUCAAACCCUGAGAAUCCGCACCAGGGGACUGGAAGAUGAAAUGACGCCCCCGCCCCCCGAAGGUGGUCACGCGGCCAGCCGGGGGCAGAUUUCUAGCCCAGAAGCCACGUCCUGGGAACCCAUCCUUCUUAGCUCAUCUUUCAAACCUUGAUUACUUCUGGCGUGCAGGACCCACACGCGCCCUACAAGGGCAGGGUCCUAAGAGCACAACUCCCCGGUCGCUCGGUCUUCAUGCUGGGAACUGAGGACUUACGCAUCUUGAGUCUUUUGGCACCUCUUUCGCUGAGUCAGAGUUACGUGCUCGCAGUUUAGAAUAGAAAGAUGCCCAAUGUCCUAGAGUAAGCCACGCUCUGUCACUUGUCCUAUUGAACCAUCUCAACCAAAAAGGUCAGCGUGGAGGAUGGAUCUGUCCCUGGCAGGGAGGACCACUGCUUCCGGGUCAGGGGUUGUGCCGGGACACCAGUGACUGAUUUUAGGAUAUUACGUCUUGGUUUCUCUAUGAAAAAUGGGUGCUGGUAGUAAUUGCCUUGUGGCUUUAGCGGACUAAUUUGUGGGUGAUUUUCAAAUGUCCAAAGCCAAUAGCCUUGUUACUAACACAGAUAUUUGGAGUGUGA
Molecule: messenger RNA, 3502 nt
Organism: Callorhinus ursinus (northern fur seal)
Lineage: Eukaryota; Metazoa; Chordata; Mammalia; Carnivora; Otariidae
Gene: GAS7
Product: growth arrest specific 7
Biological process (GO): clathrin coat assembly; clathrin-dependent endocytosis; neuron projection morphogenesis
Cellular component (GO): clathrin-coated pit; clathrin-coated vesicle; cytoplasm
Molecular function (GO): protein binding
Source: RefSeq, a predicted model, not a curated record